CAGACUUAUACGCAAAGUACUUCUGUCCCCACUAACCUUCCCACACAACAAUUUUUACAAAACAAGAUAACAAACAGGAUAUAAAAGUGAUGCAGAAACCGCUCCGCAUUACGGAACCGAAAUUUCCCAAAGUUUCUCAGCCCUCUCCCGUGGCAUUCGAAGAAAUAAAGCUGAUAUAUCAACUACAAAAAAUCUCAAAAUUUCCACUUCUUCCAUCCACCUUCGAGUCAUAGAAAUUCUCUAAUAAAAACACUUAUUAUGGGAAUCGGCGACCGCAACAAAUUCCCUCAAAAUGACAGCACCUAACUUGACUUAACGCGAAACGGGUGAAACUAGUUCUGCACAAGGAAACUUCUUCACUCGAGGCGUUUUAUAUGUUUUUGUAAAAUCUGCAGCAACAAAGAAAGACAUCAUGGAAUCUCAUGAAAACGAGGAAUUCGUCUCCUUUCCCCUUUCCACUGUGCAUGACGGAAUUCAGCAAAAUAUGAUUUCCCACGAGGAAAUUUGCGAACCAGUGGAAGAGUGUGUUCUCGAAGAUGAUUUAGCCGAAGUGACAGUCAGCGACGUCGCCUCCAGCAUUACAGAAGCCCAUGUGGCUGUGAAAAUUUUGAACGACGGGAGAUCCGACGAGGAUGAUGACGGUACCGUCAUUUACCCGGUUUAUAUAAAGGAGGAACAUCAAUAUACAUCCGGGGAUGAUGAGUCGAUGGCUGUCGAGGCUCUGCGGCAACUGGGAGGAAUGUAUCCUUGUUUUGACGAUAAAAAAGUCAACUGUCCAAACUGUGCGCUCUUGUUUACUCAGUCAGAGUUUGCAAACCAUCAUGCGACUUGUCCUCCGGAGAAAUUCACCUGCAGCACUUGUGGGGAGAAGUUUGAGAAGAAGAUUGACCUGGUGAAUCACACUGUUUGUCAUCAGGUUGAUCGACCGCAUGCCUGCAGGACUUGUGGGAAUUUGUUCAAGUCGAAGUCACUCUUGCAGGCUCACACCUCGGAAGUUCAUCAGGUUGAAAAGCCUCACAAGUGUGCAAUUUGCGGAGCAGAUUUUCAGAGGCCUUCGAGUCUCUCGAAUCAUAUGAAGAUUCAUACUUAUGUUGCCGGAAGGGCGAUUAUGCAGGCUCAGGGUAAUAAUUCUACGCAGAGUGCUGAGAGUUUUAGGAAGUGGCCGGAGAAUAAUAUUAAUGAUGCGCAAAAUGUGUCAGUGGCAUCGUCUUCGGUGCAGAUUAUUCAGAAUUAUGAUGUUUCCCAGGUACAGUGGUCUGUACCGGCUUAUAAUUUUCAUGGCGAGGAAGCUGCGGUCAACUCACUUGGAAGUCAGGAUAAAAUGGACCCUAUGCAGGAAUUUGCAGUGAUGCCAAAUGGCGAAGUAGCUCAAUUCGAAUACAUGCCCCAAAAUGCAAUCUCGAAUCAAAUCGGACAGUACAAUUUAACACUAAAUUCCUUUUCAAAUUCGGAAAUGGUGAAAGUUGAAACCCUGCAUCGAAGCAACUACAUCGAAGUGGAGGUAACCGAAAAUAAAGGACACACCUGUAGUCAGUGUGGUGUCAGUUUUAGUCGGGCGAACGCUCUGGCUUCUCACGAAAAGAUUCACGAGGUGAAAAACUGGGCCGCGCCGAUUGAGUGCGAGUAUUGUGACAAACAAUUUCAGGAUGGAAACCACUUGGCGACGCACCAGCAGACUUGUGCUAAGAGGAUGAUGCAGAGCAACCUCGAACAGGGGAUUCCUAAUAACAAGUGGGGCAAACAUGCCUGUUCAGAGUGCGGGAAGAAAUUCACCACCAAGCAGAAAAUGUACAGGCAUCAGUGGAUCCACAGAAAGAAAACGCAUUCUUGUGAAGUUUGCGGAUCGCAAUUUGAAAAGCAGAAUCAGCUGGACGAGCACAGACUGGCUGCCCAUCCUGGAGAUUCUCCCUUCACUUGUAACGAGUGCGGCAAGAGUUUCGUCUCUCGACAAGGUCUCUGGGAACAUGGCAGGAUGCACGCUGGAAGUCCUGCACACUUUCAGUGCGAUGCUUGUUCCAAAACCUUUUCUUCUCGCCAGGGCUACUUAAUUCACCAUCGCACGCACACCGGCGAACGACCCUACGGUUGCAAAUUCUGCUGGAAAUCUUUCCGCGACGGUGGAACGCUGCGAAAACACGAGCGCAUUCAUACGGGCGAGAGGCCACACGUCUGUCCUCUGUGUUCAAGAGCCUUCAACCAGAAAGUGGUUUUGCGCGAGCACGUGCGAUGGGUUCACGCCGCCGGGAAAAAUGAUUCCGGUCUCACCGGACCACCCUUUCCUUGUCCAAUUUGCGGGGCGAUAAAUCAAGAUCGGGACGAACUUUGUGCGCACAUUGUCAAGCAUUCGGAUCAGAUGAUUGCCGAGGCCAAGGCGAAAACCAACAACAAUGCUCCGAAGGUGAAACCGGCGAAGAAGAAGGCAAAAGCUGGAUCGACUUCGCAGGAAAAAAUGCAGGAUGAAAGUUUGAUUUCGAGUUUGGAGCAAAACGAGGCUUUGCUGUCGAUAACCGACUCGUCGAUGACGUUGACCGAUACGUCGACGAAGUCGGAAGAUAUGCAGAUUGUGGAGGGACAGGGUGAGGGCCAGUUCAAUGAAGAGGAUAGCGAUAUAGUUUCGGAACAGGGUAACAGUCAAUCGGCCGAGCAGGCUUCGGCAAAAUUAGACAGUAAUCUUCAAGCCAUGGCCACCACAAUCACGAGAAAGAAUCAGGUUGGCACGGUGCAUUUAAUUCCCUAUUCUCGGGCCAAUGAAACUUUGCACAUUCUCUCUGAUAAGCAGAAUAAUACUCUGCACUUGAUAUCGAAGCAAAACGAAAGUUCGCCCGUUUUGGCGAUUCCAAAUCCGCAGGGUAAUGAGAAUUUUUCGAGCCAAAUUGCACAUAUUACUAAUUCGGAUUUGCCGAUGAAUAUGGUGACGCAUUCGCCGAAAGCAGAUGGAGUUUUUAAAUCCGAGGUGGAUGAUCAAGUUUUGAUGCAUGAUGAUCAUAUGAAAAAUAAUAUUCAUCAUGUUCAGUAUAAUAGUGAUGAUGGUGAGGAAUUGGUUUGUGGAAUUUGCGGGGAGGAUUUUAAUGAUAAAAAUGUACUCAUGGAACACGUGAAGACUCACAUUUAAUUCGGUGUUUACUGUCAAAGUAUUUGUGAUAUUUGUAAUUUUAAAGGGACUCUUAUGUUAUUGAUAAGGGAAGCUUGACAGAUUCGAGAUUUUAAAUUCAGGACGUAUUUGGGUAAACUAAAUUGUAUCUAAAAGGAAAAACGUAAGUUUCGAAAUUUUUUUCGAAGUAAAUAUGUUAUUUCAAUGUGAAUGACUUGAUAUGUUGUUUUUUUAAAUUGAAUGACAAGGAGACCAUGUUUUUCUGCGACAGGAAGACUUAAGAAGAGAAUUUAUAAUUAAAUUCCUAAGUGUGAUCAUUAUAAAUGUAGUACUGGAUUAUUAUUAUUAUUAUUAUAUUUAGUUGUUACUCAAAUCUUAAACAUUUGUUGAGAGUUGUUGAAUUUUUCCACUUUGAUAUGUUAUGUCUCAAAAUCACUGAAGUAUUUCAAUGUCGAAAUAUAGGUGCUGUUGUGUUAAUGUAAUGUUUUUUUCCUCGAUCUACUAUAGAAUUACAUAUAUUUAAUUAUGUCAGGUAUUUGAAAGAAAUUAAUGGGCAUUUCUGGAUAUUUCCCAAUUAUUUCGAAAAAUUAAAAAUAAUUUGACUAGAAACUAAGCUCAGUUUAAAAAAGUAGCAACAGAUAAUGAACCUAAAGAAAUUUUCGUUACGUUCCAUUUUGUUUCUUUCAACAUAAAACUUUGAAGAAGAAAAAAGAAUUUUUAAAUUUGACCUCCGUAGCCGCGUCAUUUUUUAGUAAUUUUUCGUACUUAGCAUAUUUUUCUAGGUAAAUUAUGUUGAAUUUACGGAAAUAAUUGGCAAAUAUCUGAAAGUGCCCCUUAAUUUCGUUCGAAUCCCGGAAUUAUGUACUGUAUCCGAAAUUUUUAUUUCACUUAACUGUGUUAAGGAAAACUCAUAAAAUAAGAUUUGUAUAUUGUACGAAAGUAGAAUAUAAAUGUAUUAAAAGAAAACAUAUCGAAAGUAAAGAAAUUACUUUCGAAAA
Molecule: messenger RNA, 4089 nt
Organism: Belonocnema kinseyi
Lineage: Eukaryota; Metazoa; Arthropoda; Insecta; Hymenoptera; Cynipidae
Product: zinc finger protein 665-like
Exons: 4
Coding region: 413-3112 (899 amino acids)
Biological process (GO): negative regulation of transcription by RNA polymerase II; regulation of cytokine production; regulation of immune system process
Source: RefSeq, a predicted model, not a curated record